AUGUCAAGUAGCUACAAACUCUACGACUAUGAUCCCUCCACCAGUGCGGCCAUCAUUCUCGCCGGACUAUUCGCCGCAACCACCGUGCUGCAUCUCAUCCAGAUGUUCCGCACGCGGACAUGGUAUUUUGUACCGUUCAUCAUCGGCGGCUUGUUCGAAGCAUUCGGCUACAUAAUCCGGUACUUCAGUGCCAAACAAACCCCGAACUGGACCGUGAUGCCCUACGUCGGACAACAGCUACUGCUCCUCCUCGCUCCGUCUCUCUUCUCCGCCUCCAUCUACAUGAUCCUAGGACGGAUCAUCCGCCUCGUCCACGGCGAUUCACGCUCCCUUAUCCGACCAUCCUGGCUAACCAAGGUCUUCGUGACGGGCGACGUGCUUUCAUUCUUCAUCCAGAGUGGUGGUGGUGGCAUGAUGGCUAGUGCCAAAACCCCUAGCAGUGUGUCUUUGGGUAAUAGGGUCAUCGUGAUCGGUCUCAUUGUCCAGUUGGUCUUUUUCGGGUUCUUUAUCGUUGUUUCUAUGGUCUUUCAUCUGCGGAUGAGAUCCUCGCCAACCCCAGUGUCUCUGUCGAUCAGUCCACCGUGGUAUACCUAUAUGCGGGUGUUGUACGUUGCCAGUGUGCUUGUUAUGGUUCGGUCUGUUUAUCGUGUGGUGGAGUAUGUUCAAGGUACUAGUGGGGUUUUGCAACAGCAUGAGGUAUAUCUCUAUAUAUUUGAUACUGUGCUGAUGUUGUUGUGUUGUCUGUUGUUUAAUGUUAUGCAUCCGAGUCGUAUUCUCUCGGAUCGACAACCUUAUGAUAAGGUGGAUGCGGAUCAGGUUGAGAUGUUGGGUUCGGAGCGGUGA
Aspergillus sclerotioniger CBS 115572 is the source of this 843-nucleotide messenger RNA. Its product is annotated as RTA1 domain-containing protein. Bases 1 to 843 code for a protein of 280 amino acids. Gene Ontology annotation, cellular component: membrane. Lineage: Eukaryota; Fungi; Ascomycota; Eurotiomycetes; Eurotiales; Aspergillaceae. The record is from RefSeq and is a predicted model, not a curated record. The transcript is spliced from 2 exons.